AUGGAAUUAUAUUUAUUAAGAUGCGAAGAUGUAUAUAAGUUUGAUUUUUUUUAGGGGCGUGGUUUUUAUAAUAAAAAUGGUUAAAAGUAGGGCAAAUGGAUUGAGCUUGAUAAAGAGUUUUAUAUUGAAAAACUAGUUUGUUAUAUAGGCGAAUAUAAUGGGAAUGGAGUGAAGGUAGGAGGAUGGGAUAUUAUUUACAAGAUGUCUAAUUAUUUACCAUAUAAUUAAAUGUAAAUAUUAUUUAAGUGUAAAGGGGGAAUAAAUAUGAGUAUAUAAUGUUUAUAGAUCAUGUGAUUAAGAAGGAAAUGCGAAAAAAAAUUGGAAAGUUGGUAGAAUUGUUUGAGGGAUUUUAAUAUUGCUCUUAAGUCACUUAUAAUGGUGAAUAUCAUAAAAAUGGCAUAAAGAAAGGCAGAUGGUAUUGUAUGUAUUGUGCUCCUGAUAAGGAUGAAUAUAAAUAUAUGUAAAUAUUAGAUAAGGUACAAAGGGGAAUAUAAAUAAAUAUAUAGUGGUGGGGGAUUAUACGAUUAAGAAGGAAAUCAAAAAAAGAUAGGAAAGUGGAUAGAAUUGGUUGAAGGGUUUUCACAAUAUGCAUAAGCCACUAAUAAUGGUGAAUAUCGUAUGAAAGGUCAAAAAGUAGAUAUUUGGGUUAAAAUGGAUAUAGGAUACAAUUAGAAAAGAGGAGAAACAAAAUAUCAUAUUUGUAAAUUUACAAAUAACCUAAUAUAAAUAGUAACAUAUAAUAGCAUUUUAUUGAUUUUUAAUAAAUAAGAAAUUAACUUUCUUUAACUCUUUUCAUUUUAUAAUUCCAAAGAUAAAAAGAUUAUGAUAUAAAUUUUUGAUUGA
Messenger RNA from Paramecium sonneborni, 843 nucleotides. The record is from the annotation of a GenBank genome assembly. Lineage: Eukaryota; Ciliophora; Oligohymenophorea; Peniculida; Parameciidae.